Messenger RNA from Ilyonectria robusta, 714 nucleotides. Its product is annotated as vacuolar protein sorting-associated. NCBI's taxonomy places the organism in Eukaryota, Fungi, Ascomycota, Sordariomycetes, Hypocreales, Nectriaceae. The record is from RefSeq and is a predicted model, not a curated record. Bases 1 to 714 code for a protein of 237 amino acids. Gene Ontology annotation, molecular function: protein-containing complex binding. Gene Ontology annotation, biological process: protein transport to vacuole involved in ubiquitin-dependent protein catabolic process via the multivesicular body sorting pathway. Gene Ontology annotation, cellular component: ESCRT I complex. The transcript has 3 exons.
AUGAUACCGCGACAAGGCUAUGCGCCAACGCCGCACAGCUAUGUUCCGAAUACGAGCCUAUCCGCGACUAUAAACCUCGACGAGGAGGUCAAACUGACUGAGACACGUGCUGAGCGCGAUCUCCAAGACUCCCUCGGCGAGCUAUUCAGCAUCAUCGUCACUCUCGACGAGCUUGAGAAGGCAUUCCUCAAAGAUGCAAUCCCGGAAGCCGAGUACACCGAGAUAUGCGAGCGAUCGCUGAGGCAGUACAAGGCGCUCCUGGCCGAUGAAACCAUUGCAAAGGAAUUCGAGGGCCUGGAGGAGUUCAAGGCCAAGUGGGAUCUUGAUGCUCCUCGUGCUACUGAGCGCCUCCGCGUCGGUAUGCCUUCGACGACCAUGACGGCUGCCUCCUCGGGUCCAACCCCCGCUCCCUCAGCGGCCAACAAUACCAGCGGCGUGCUGAUUCUUGAAGCCACGCAGGAGUUUAUCACGUUCCUCGACGCCGUUAAGCUCGGCCUGCUCUCCAAGGACCAGCUACACCCGCUGCUGUCAGACGUCAUCCAGUCGGUCAACCGCGUCACAGACAAGGACUUUGAGAACCGGGGCAAGAUCGUGCAGUGGCUCAUCACCCUCAACCAGAUGAAGGCUACCGAAGAGCUAGGCGAGCAGCAGGCCCGCGAGCUCGAGCUGGAUAUUCAGCAGGCGUACCAGGGCUUCAGACGGACUUUGACAUGA